This is a messenger RNA of Gracilinanus agilis (Agile Gracile Mouse Opossum), 1279 nucleotides long. RefSeq names its product GA binding protein transcription factor subunit beta 1 (gene GABPB1). Bases 1 to 1188 code for a protein of 395 amino acids. The transcript is spliced from 8 exons. Gene Ontology annotation, molecular function: protein binding; transcription cis-regulatory region binding. The record is from RefSeq and is a predicted model, not a curated record. NCBI's taxonomy places the organism in Eukaryota, Metazoa, Chordata, Mammalia, Didelphimorphia, Didelphidae. Gene Ontology annotation, biological process: positive regulation of transcription by RNA polymerase II. Gene Ontology annotation, cellular component: nucleus.
AUGUCCCUGGUAGAUUUGGGAAAGAAGCUUUUAGAAGCAGCACGAGCAGGUCAGGAUGAUGAAGUUCGGAUUUUGAUGGCAAAUGGAGCUCCUUUUACAACAGACUGGUUGGGUACAUCUCCACUUCAUCUAGCUGCACAAUAUGGGCACUAUUCAACCACAGAAGUAUUACUCCGAGCUGGUGUAAGCCGAGAUGCCAGAACUAAAGUGGACCGAACUCCAUUACACAUGGCAGCAUCUGAAGGCCAUGCAAGUAUAGUAGAAGUUUUACUUAAGCAUGGCGCUGAUGUCAAUGCAAAAGACAUGCUAAAAAUGACAGCACUUCACUGGGCUACAGAACAUAAUCAUCAAGAGGUGGUAGAACUUUUAAUUAAAUAUGGUGCUGAUGUCCACACACAAAGCAAAUUUUGUAAAACUGCUUUGGAUAUUUCAAUAGACAAUGGAAAUGAAGAUUUGGCAGAAAUAUUACAGAUUGCAAUGCAGAACCAAAUAAAUACAAACCCUGAGAGCCCUGACACUGUGACGAUCCAUGCUGCAACACCACAGUUUAUCAUUGGACCUGGAGGGGUGGUGAACCUAACAGGUCUGGUAUCCUCAGAAAAUUCAUCCAAGGCAACAGAUGAAACGGGAGUAUCUGCUGUUCAGUUUGGAAACUCAUCUACGUCAGUAUUAGCUACAUUAGCUGCGUUAGCUGAAGCUUCUGCUCCAUUGUCCAAUUCUUCAGAAACCCCAGUAGUGGCUACUGAGGAAGUGGUGACAGCAGAAUCAGUAGAUGGUGCAAUCCAACAAGUUGUUAGCUCUGGGGGUCAGCAAGUUAUUACAAUAGUUACAGAUGGAAUUCAGCUUGGUAAUUUGCACUCAAUUCCAACCAGUGGAAUAGGUCAGCCCAUCAUUGUAACCAUGCCAGAUGGACAACAAGUAUUAACAGUACCAGCAACAGAUAUAGCUGAAGAAACCGUUAUAAGUGAAGAACCACCAGUCAAGAGACAAUGUAUUGAAAUUAUAGAAAAUCGGGUGGAAUCUGCAGAAAUAGAAGAGAGGGAAGCACUUCAGAAACAGCUGGAUGAGGCAAAUCGAGAAGCACAAAAAUAUAGGCAACAGCUUCUAAAGAAAGAACAAGAAGCAGAAGCCUAUAGGCAGAAAUUAGAGGCCAUGACCCGUCUCCAGACUAACAAAGAAGCUGUGUAAUUGAAAUGGACAAUAUAGUUUGAUUUUUACCUUGGGUCAAGAAAAAGAGUACAAUCUUGAACUGUAUACCCCAUAUAAGUACGCCAUGGGA